CGCCCAGGCCGCUCCUCCAACCCGCUUUAUAAGCGGGGAGGCUGCGGUGCAGCGGCUCAGACCCGCUCGCGCUCCGGUUACCGCCUCCUCUGCUGGCCAUGGGGCGCCUGGCUGCGCUGCUUCUCCUGGCGGUUACUGCUGCCAGCAACACCUCUCCUGAAAAGGACAGUGUCAGUCUAAUAAAGACCAUCGACAAGACAAACAGCAAGGGGCUGGAUCAUUAUCAGUCAGACAAUCUUCGUCCUCUACGGCGUACAAAAAGGAGGUGGGUUAUAACCACCUUUGAACUUGAAGAGGAGGACAAAGGACCAUUCCCCAAACUUGCUGGAGAGCUGUUCAACGACGUGUCAUAUAAUGUGUCCAUAAAAUAUUUAAUCAGUGGACCUGGUGUAAACGAAUCUCCAGAGUUUGGGUUGUUUUCUAUAAAAGACGAUGCCAAUGGACAUGUGUACGUGCAUCGUACCAUUGACAGAGAGAACACCUCCUUUUUUAAGAUACGUUUUGAUGUUGCAAAUAGAAUGACUGGGGAGAUAGAGGACAGAUCUUUAUUUUUCAAUAUUAAGAUUAAAGACAUUAAUGAUAAUGCACCCAAGUUUCCCAAGGAGGAAUUUAACAUUACUAUAAAAGAAAACCAUCAUACAGAUGAGCCAGUUUUCCAAGUGACAGCCCUUGACAAAGAUGAAAAAGACACCGCUAAUUCUCGGGUGAUCUAUUCCCUUACUACACAGACACCCAAUCUGAAAGAGCCCAGAUUUAACAUCGUUCCUACCAGUGGUUUGAUAAUGAUUUCAGGAUGCUUGGAUCAUCAGACUGCCAGCUCUUUCAAGCUUCUGAUCAAAGCCAGAGACCAUGGUACUCCACAAAUGUCAUCUACUGCAACAGUUAACAUUGCCGUUGAAGAUACAAACAACCACCUGCCUGUAUUUACCAAGGAAAAUUAUCAGUGGCAAAUUGAAGAAGGCAAAGUAGGAUCAGGCGUGUUAAGGCUCCAGGUGGAAGAUCAAGAUUCUCCAAACACACCUGCUUGGAGAGCAAAGUACAAAAUAGUGAAAGGCAAUGAAAAGGAACAGUUCACCGUUGAGACCGAUCCUGAAACAAAUGAGGGCAUUUUAAGUGUUAUUAAGCCUCUGGACCAUGAAGGUGACUUGGAGAAGAGACUUGUCAUUUCUGUUGAAAAUGAAGAACCUUUAUUUUCAUGUGAUAAAGGGAAACUGAGGAGCCGUCCUGUAGCCCCCAUUAGUGCAUCCGUGGCUGUGAAAGUCCUAGACAGAAAUGAUGCUCCUGAAUUUCACCCACUUACACUUGUUUUUCAAAAAGAAGAAGGCGUGAAGCCUGGGACGAGGCUUGGAAAAUAUUCUGCUGUAGAUCCAGAUGUGGUGCCAAAUAAGAUAAAAUACAAAGUAGUUCAUGAUCCAGCAGGGUGGGUGACUGUUGAUGAGAACUCUGGCGUUAUUACUGCCAUGAAAGAACUUGAUCGGGAAUCCCCCUAUGUGAACGACAGUGUUUACCCCAUCAUUAUUCAUGCCAUAGAUGAUGGUGUCCCACCGCAGACAGGCACUGGCACCAUUCUGCUUUACCUGUCUGACAUCAAUGACCACAUGCCAACAUUAGUCACACGUUUCUUGGAAGUUUGUGACAAAGCAAGACUGACUCCUCUCAUCAUAAAGGCGGAGGAUAAUGACUCCCAUCCGUAUGCCAGUCCUUUUACAUUUAAACUCGCUGAUGACUCAAAAAGUAUAAAGCAAAACUGGAGAUUAGGAAAGAGUUUUGGUGACUCAGUUGAACUUUUAAUGUUGAGAAACCUCCCACGUGGAAAGUAUUUGGUGCCUCUCCUAAUUCUGGACAGGCAGGGAUUCUCUAUGAAGCAGACUCUGUCUGUGAGGCUCUGCCGUUGCCCAGAUGGACGCGUAUGUGAAGAUCCGAACUCCGUGCAAUUUAGUCUUGGAGGUGGCGCCAUUGCUGUGAUUUCAGCAGCCCUCCUGUUAUUUCUAGUGGCAGGCUGUCUUCUGCUGCGGUGUUCAUUUGGGUCUGAAAAGAGGAAAAGCCAAGCCCAUCUCCCUUUUGAAGAAGGCAGCCAGACUUUAAUCAAGUAUAAUGAAGAGUGUGGAAACUUUUUGUGUCAGGUUAUGCCUGAUGUUUUGGAUUAUGCUAGCCAACUCUCUACAUAUGCAGAAGUUAGAAAAGGAAAACAAAUGUCUGAGGAUGUAAAUGGAAUGGCACCAUCUGCCUCCCUUACAUCCAGUCGAGGACACUAUGACCAAGAUCUAUGUGGUGCCAGUAGAAUGGUCCAGGCCAGACCAGUAAGUGACAAUCACAGUUCCCACGGGGUCCACAAUUCCAGAUGCGUGGAGACACUCGACAGAAGACCCCUCACUAUGAUUGUAGAAACAGUGGGUGAAAUGUUGAAUCAGAAGCUCUAUCACCUCAGCAACCUGGAGGAGGACAUAGUCACUUACCAACCUCACAUCUAUGCCGAGGAGGGAAAGCUAGAGAGAAGCAGCUCCUUCAGGUCCCUGCUCAUUGACGACGAUGAACUGCCCAAGGAUUUCUUGGACGCCCUGGGACCAAAGUUCACUGCUCUGGGUGAAAUCUGCCAGAAAUGAUUUCAGUCACAGCCACUCCCAUAGGAACAAUGGAAUGGUGGGGACCUUCCCAAACAGGUUUGGAAGAGACUUGACCCAAGCACAAACAUCUGCUGACCUUUGGUGGCUCUCUCCUACAGGGAAUGUCCCCAGAGUUGUACGUAAUCUUGAUGCUGGGUCGCUCCCCUUUGGGUUCUCUGCCUGGCUAGACAGGCCCUUCGAUGUCAGCAGAGAGCUCUUUCUUUUAGAACAGUUACUCCAGCUCUCUGAGCUGAAGAGACGGAAGUGCAGGUCCAGUCUGGUUAGGCCCUAGGCAUCAAGCAUCUCUAGCCACCUGCAGUCAGUGGGUCUCCCCUUUCUGAUCAAGGGCUCAGGGCUUUCCUUUAAUGUUUCCUUUGGGCUGUGUUUCUUUUCAGACUCUCUCUCAAACUAAUCUGACACAGACUCUCAUUUCUAUCAGCCAGCGGUAGCGGCCCCCUUUCCUCCCUGCCCCCAUGAAAUUCAGAAAGACUUGUCAUUAUUGCCAGCCUGUCAUUGUUGCCAGCACUGAGUAUUGUAGCUUCAUCGUCUGUGUGAAGGGGCUAGGGCGAGUGCAGCCCGCGAACUGGAAUGUCGGAGGAAACCAGGUCACCAGUUGUUUGGGCCUUAUAGCGUUCCUGAGGUCUGCAGGUAUCUGCUCUCACCCCUCAGAGAGCUAGAGAUUGGAAUAAUCUAGAAAUAGGAUGGUGUUUUAAAAUCCACAGUGGUUAAAGCCCAUGUAGGGUUGUAGAAGUGGAUGAAAAGCCACCAUCCUGAUGAUAUUUAAAGUAGCUCUGCUCGGAGUUCAGCUCACAAAGCAAGCACAGGUUCAGGUAAAUGCUAGGUUUUUGAUUAACAAGACAGCGAAGGCCGUUUCCAGCUAGUCCUGAAUUUGUGCAGCAGCUCUUCUGUAUGUAGCUGGCUCAUCUUCCACCCACAGAUGCUGGCUCACACCCAUUUCGUGUGGGCAAAGCCUGUCUUUGUACAUUCAAAAUGGGCAUCUGUUCACUUCUGUGGGUGCCGGCCUGUUGCAAAAGCAAGUGUGCAGAAUCUGGAGGUGGGCCCCGAAAGUUUCCCCUGUAUGGUUAGAGGAGCAAAGUCCUAGCAGUGGCUCAGUACCUGGGGUGGUUUGCUUUGGCAGAUCAAAGGAAAUAGAUGGAAGUGCCCACAAGGUUCCCAUCCAGAGCAUGCUAACUGAGUAACUUUCUGGCUGCAUUGUUCCAAGGAUGUGCUGAGCUCUUUGCCGGGGAAGAUGCAUGCUGGUGAAAUGGAAUCUUGGAACACGCAUAAAUGAUCUGAGGGCGUGGGAGAAGGGUCUCUCAAAGAUUGCAGUACAAAUAUGUCCAUUCAGUGAAAUCCUAGGUUCUCAGAGUGUAAUGGACAGGCCAGUGUGCAGGAGACCCACUUGAACAUACAUAUGUGUUGCCUGCAGGGUCUGGAGACUCAGAGGGGAUAUACUAGCAGCCAGUCAGGGGUGUUGGGGGUAGGGAUUCUCCUUCAGUUGCUGUAGGAUAGCCUGUGUGUUGGGACCAGGGGGAACAGAGCUCUAAUCUGUGCUGCUUGAACAAGGAUCUGCCUGGGUGGGGAACAUGGAACUCUUUGGGAGCAGGUGACUU
Messenger RNA from Mauremys mutica (yellowpond turtle), 4216 nucleotides. RefSeq names its product cadherin 26 (gene CDH26). The transcript is spliced from 18 exons. Gene Ontology annotation, biological process: homophilic cell-cell adhesion; cell-cell junction assembly; cell morphogenesis. Gene Ontology annotation, cellular component: catenin complex; plasma membrane; adherens junction. Gene Ontology annotation, molecular function: calcium ion binding; cadherin binding. The record is from RefSeq and is a predicted model, not a curated record. Bases 99 to 2603 code for a protein of 834 amino acids. NCBI's taxonomy places the organism in Eukaryota, Metazoa, Chordata, Testudines, Geoemydidae.